Dromiciops gliroides (monito del monte) is the source of this 3783-nucleotide messenger RNA. It is a transcript of the gene HPS4, whose product is annotated as HPS4 biogenesis of lysosomal organelles complex 3 subunit 2. The coding region runs from base 520 to 2601 and encodes 693 amino acids. NCBI's taxonomy places the organism in Eukaryota, Metazoa, Chordata, Mammalia, Microbiotheria, Microbiotheriidae. The transcript is spliced from 15 exons. Gene Ontology annotation, biological process: vesicle-mediated transport. The record is from RefSeq and is a predicted model, not a curated record.
GGGGCACUGAGUGGGCGGGGCGGGCCCUGCGCAUGACCGGAGGGGCCGCCGCUCGGGCCGCGCUCAGGGCUGAAAUACUAGUUUGAACUGGAAGCACCAGGCUGAAGAUAGAAAUAUCCAGACACCUUUGAACUGGAGGAGAGAGGGCUACUCUUCCAAGUGUGAAGCAUGUACCCUUGCAACAGUACUUAGCUGGGGGAAAGCGCCUCCGAGAUUUCUUAGGAAUGCUGCUUGGAUUUCUUGGUAGAAGCUUUGUUUUGCUGAGCAGCUGAGGCUCUCUUUUCUGGGAUAAGGAGAUUCAAGACGUUCAUGAGACCCCUAGGCCUUAGAAGAAGAAGGCAUCUGGCACCUUCACUCAAGCUCAUCGGGUGUCCAUUAUAAGUGCCUAAAAUAAAGGCAUCCAGGCUUCCUCCCUCUGGAUUGGUGAAGUCAAGGGAGAGAAAAUCUACUCUUGAAAGAGAGAUGGCUGAGCGGUCUUUAGUGGAGAGGAAAACUCAGGUGAGGAGCAACCUGCAGUAAAUGGCCACCUCCGUCUCAUCAGGGACCAAGGCAGUCUCUUGGUGGAAUUACUUUUUCCUUUAUGAUGGCUCAAAGGUAAAGGAAGAAGGAGACCCAACUAGAGCUGGCAUUUGCUAUUUCUAUCCUCCUCAGACAGCACUUGACCAGCAGGAGUUCCUCUGUGGACAGAUAGCUGGAGUCGUCCGCUGUAUCUUUGAAAUCUCUGGUUCUCCUCCCAAUCUUGUUCGUCUGAGGAAACUGAAAUUUGCCAUAAAGGUCGAUGGAGAUUUCCUUUGGGUGCUGGGCUGCACGGUUGAGCUCCCUGAUGUCAGGUGCCGAGAAUUCCUGAAUCAGCUGAUUGGAUUCUUCACUUUUUAUAAUGGGCCUGUUUCUCUGGCUUACGAGACUCGUCCUCAGGAAGAACUGAACAGGGAGUGGGACAGCUUUAUCCACUAUAUUCUGAAAAACACCAAUGAGCUGCACAAAAUAUUCAACUCCCUUUGGAACUUGGACAAAACCAAGGUGGAGCCCCUCCUCUUACUAAAAGCUGCUCUCAUUUUGCAGACCUGCCAGCGAUAUCCUCACAUUCUGGCCGGCUGCAUCCUCUAUCAGGGACUGAUUGUCACCACCCAGCUGCCACCUUCCCUCACUGCCAAGGUCCUUGUCCAUCAAGCAUCGUCUCUUAACGAGAGUCUACCUGCAGGAGGGGAUGAUGCCCUUCAGGAGCGUGGACCUACGCUGCCGGCAAACGUCCGGAUCACCCCUGUUUUCCUCACAGAAGAUGAAGCUGCUAGCCUUCGUGAUUUCCCGGUAGAAUGGAUGACAAGGUCUCCCACAUCUUUGGCCAAAUGCAAGGAGAAGCCAGAGCCACAUGCUGAAGGCUGCCUUGUAAAUGAGGAUCGCCUGGCCUGGAAACUGGCCGCAGCCCUGGGGAGUGAGUCGGCUUGUCCAAAUGGCCCCGUGGAAGUCUGUGAGGAGCAAGGCCCCUUGCUUGGCCGUAACCCAGAGAGUGUCGGCCCGCCGAGAUUACAAAGCCCUGCUGAGAGCCGCGGGCCAGAGCUCAGCACCAGCCCGGGCAAGGAGGCCAGGCUGCUCCAAAGCAAAGCCGCGUCUUUCCCCUCCUCCUCUGCACUCCCCACUCCGGGAGGGAAGGAAACCAAGACCCGAUCAGUGCAUUGCCACUUGCCCGGUGUCUGUGCCUCUGAUGGUGGUAAUGCACACCAGGAGAAUGCUGUGAGAUCCCCUGGGGAAGGACUCUGCCAGGACAUUCCAGGGAGUGGCAGCCAGGACAGUGUUCCUGGAGGAGACCAUCUUCCCAACGGGCAGAGCAGCCCAUUGUCCUCGCCCCUCUCGGGCUCUGAGCACACGAGACAGACACGCGGUGCUGAAGAACAGGGUGCCGGGCGGUUCGGGGGAGGGGGCAGCCCACGGACAUCAGCCUGUGCUCGGGAGGCUCGUUCUAGCUCCCUGGGGGCUCAGGGCCAUGGCCUCUCUACAGAUGGACCUGGCUUGAGCCCCCCUUGGGGGGACCCUCCGGCCCAGCUGGUGAAGAUGCUCCUGUACACUCACAGUGUGAAAGGGCUGGUCUUGUCCCUGCUGGCUGAAGAAGCGCUCCUCAGGGAUGAGGCGGUCAUCGAGGACGCGAGAAUGCAGUGGCAUCCAGAAACUGCAGGGCGAGAUGGCUGCAGGUAUCACAGUAGCUUGGCCUCGUUAAAUGGUCUGGAGGUUCACCUGAAGGAGACGCUGCCCAAAGAGGAGCCUGCCACUGCACGAGCUACAUACAGCUUCCUGCACUAUGACAGCAUUCAGAAUGUGCUCACUGCCAACCUGCCUCAAGCACCCACUUCCCAGGAUCGACACCUUCUCCGGGCGGUCAGUCUGAUCCAUUCAAACUUCACCCAGAUGCCAGCUCUGUGUGAGAUGACAGUCAGAAAUGCCUCCGCAGCAGUGUAUGCCUGUUGCAACCCUGUCCAAGAAACCUAUUUCCAGCAGGCGGCCUCCCCGGUCCGGAGCUCCGGGUUCCCCAGCCCCCAGGACAGUGCCUUCACCCUCCCGGGCAAGGCCAGGCAGAAGCUUCUGAAGCAUGGGGUGAACUUACUUUGAGCAGGACGGCCACGGGCUCUGCUGCUGCCCAACACAGACACAUCCUCGAGGGCUGCCCCGCCCUGCCCCACCCUGGGGAAAUGUGCAGGUUCUUAGGGUUUGGGGGAGAUGGGAGAGAUAAGCCUUUCUUUUUGCUGAGCACAGGGGGCUGGGGUGUGGUGAGAGAUGAGCGGGUUCUGAGCGUUUCAAGGAGAUUUCCUGGAUUCAUCAGCAUGGAGUCAAGCCCGAAAGGCUCCCAGGGAGAGGCUGCCUGUCCUGCUGGGCUCACGGGGUGCUGUUUGCCAUUUGCUGCUCCCGUUGCUGGUCUGGUUGUAGUUAUUCUGUGGUAGGUGUCAGUCGGCUUCCUUCGCUUGCCUUGCUCUCAGUAGAAAGCUUCAUCUCACCUACUGGGUGUGAUCAUAAAGGCAAGAGAUGGUGAUUUAUUUUUAACAGUUGGGCCAAAGUAUACACCUCCAGACAGGGUUACCCACUUCAAAGUUGUUCCCUUCGGAGACUACACACUUGUUCCCGGGAGGUUGCCAUUGCUUAGGGUAUUGGAGGGGGCUUCUCUUUAGAAUAGCUUUCAGAGCCUGCAGCAACCCGUUCUUUUGAGGCUUGUCAGUAGAGGCGAAUUCUUGUAUUACAAGGAAACAAAUUUGAUUUUUGGAAACAACCAUGAGCCAUAUGGAGCUGCCUCUGGAGGGUAAGGUAGGCCGUCAAGCUGGGUGAUGCUGCCUCUGGUCAAAAACAGUCCCUAGCCAGGACUGUGAAGUCGGGUAACCUUGCUGGUUUUCUCAGGUUCUGAAAGCUACCCUCCUCUCCUCCAUAGCCCCAAACAUUUGGCACAAGCCAGUGUUAUUAAGUAUGGGGCCUUGCUUUUUGAAGGGGCCAGGACUCAUCCGGAUGGUUUGAUGGGGGCAUCUAUUACAAGAUCAGCCCACUCCUUUCCUCUGUCAGAUGUCUCAUCAGAGGAACAAAACAGCUACCAAAGGCACUGCUCUGUCUCUUCCAGCAAUCCCUGGAAUUCCUCUUUGUUAAUUGAGGAAUACAAAAUUGUGAGGCAGUGAACCGAUGUAUUAACUUUGAGGGUGUGAUGUUUAUUCUUAUUUAUAAACAAAUUUAUUAUAUCGCUAACCCUAAACAGUAUUGCUCUGAUUAACAAAGUUUAUGAAUCAACAUGUGUCAGUAAACAAGUUUUGUGGA